AUGUCUGGCCACUCUUCUUCUCACAGCUCUUCCUCCGGGAAGACCAACUGGGACUCCAUCGCCAUGGGUUCUUCUGCCCUCGGUUUCAUCAAGACGGAUGUUGCCUCCAAGUCCUCCAGCUCCCGUGGUGGUUCCUCUCACGGUUCAUCGUCUGGAUCCAAGUCCAGCGGCUCUUCUCACGGCAGUUCGAAGGGCUCCAGCAGCGGUUCAAAGCGUUAA
Messenger RNA from Neurospora hispaniola, 219 nucleotides. RefSeq lists its product as uncharacterized. The transcript is spliced from 2 exons. The record is from RefSeq and is a predicted model, not a curated record. NCBI's taxonomy places the organism in Eukaryota, Fungi, Ascomycota, Sordariomycetes, Sordariales, Sordariaceae. Bases 1 to 219 code for a protein of 72 amino acids.